Molecule: messenger RNA, 603 nt
Organism: Apiotrichum porosum
Lineage: Eukaryota; Fungi; Basidiomycota; Tremellomycetes; Trichosporonales; Trichosporonaceae
Gene: HIS3
Product: imidazoleglycerol-phosphate dehydratase
Exons: 4
Coding region: 1-603 (200 amino acids)
Biological process (GO): L-histidine biosynthetic process
Molecular function (GO): imidazoleglycerol-phosphate dehydratase activity
Source: RefSeq, a predicted model, not a curated record
AUGCCGCGUACUGCCACCGUUGAGCGCGUCACUAGCGAGACGCAGAUCACCUGCACCCUUGGCCUCGAUGUCGCCCCCGGCGCCAAGCAGCAGAUCGACGUCUCGACCGGCAUCGGCUUCCUGGACCACAUGCUGACCGCCAUGGCCAAGCACGGCGGCAUGGAGCUCGACAUCAAGUGCAAGGGCGACCUCCACAUUGACGACCACCACACCACCGAGGACUGUGGCCUCGCCCUCGGCGAGGCCUUCAAGAAGGCCCUGGGCGAGCGCCGCGGCAUCAAGCGCUACGGCUACGCCUACGCUCCCCUCGACGAGGCCCUCUCGCGCGCUGUCCUGGACAUUUCGUCGCGCCCUUACUUCUCCGGCGAGCUUCCCUUCACUCGCGAGAAGAUUGGAGACCUCUCGACCGAGAUGAUCUCGCACUUCCUCGAGUCGUUCGCCUUUGCCGCCGGUGUGACUCUCCACGUCGACUCGAUCAAGGGUGUGAACAACCACCACAUCGCCGAGGCCUCGUUCAAGGCUCUCGCCCUCGCCAUCCGCAUGGCCGUCACCGAGACCGGCUCCAACGAGGUGCCCAGCACCAAGGGCGUGCUCGCCGUCUAA